This is a messenger RNA of Pomacea canaliculata, 5191 nucleotides long. Its product is annotated as dnaJ homolog subfamily B member 12-like. The record is from RefSeq and is a predicted model, not a curated record. Gene Ontology annotation, biological process: cellular response to misfolded protein. Bases 11 to 1144 code for a protein of 377 amino acids. Gene Ontology annotation, molecular function: Hsp70 protein binding. Gene Ontology annotation, cellular component: endoplasmic reticulum membrane. The transcript has 9 exons. NCBI's taxonomy places the organism in Eukaryota, Metazoa, Mollusca, Gastropoda, Architaenioglossa, Ampullariidae.
UCACCGGUGCAUGACGCAUCUAAAUAUCGUCAAAAUGGACGGCAACAAAGAUGAGAGUGAAAGAUGCAUUGGCAUUGCCGUGCAAAGUAUCGCUGCAGGAAACACCGAUAAAGCCAUAAAGUUUUUGAAGAAGGCUCAGCGGCUAUUCCCGUCAAAAAAGGCAGCAGACCUUCUCAGUAAGCUGACAGCCCAGAGCAAUGGUGAAGCAGAACAGCCAAAGGCAGGAGAGCCAGGCGAUGGGGAACAUGUCCGAAGACGAAUGGCUUCUGCUUCUGCACAGGAAUUUUCUGAAAAUAAAGAAAACACUGAUCAUGAUUACACACCAGAGCAACUGGAGGCAGUAAAGAGGAUAAAAAAAUGCAAGGACUAUUAUGAAGUGUUAGAUGUCAAAAAGGAUUGCUUAGAAAAUGACCUAAAGAAAGCAUAUAGAAAAUUGGCUUUGCUGAUGCAUCCAGAUAAAAAUAAGGCGCCUGGGGCCACAGAGGCAUUUAAAGCCAUUGGCAAUGCAUAUGCUGUUCUAAGUGAUCCAGACAAGCGUAGAAAAUACGAUGUCUAUGGGCCUGACCUACAGCAGGCACGCGAUGAGUCUGACUACACACAUGGUGGGUUUGAAGGUGAUAUCACACCAGAAGAACUUUUCAAUAUGUUCUUUGGAGGUGGUUUUCCAUCAGGGAAUGUGAACAGAAGACCUCACCACCACCAUCAUUCACAGCGGUCCCAUUUCUACGCAUAUUCCUCUGGCAGGGAGCAGCAGUCAGAGAGUGGCUUGACUCUCAUCUUGCAGCUGGCGCCCAUUCUUUUGCUGAUCCUGCUGUCUCUCUUAUCAAGUUUUUUGGUCAACGACCCAGUAUUCAGCCUUCAGCAAACAGGAAAAUACACAGUAAAGAAACAGACUCAAAACCUACAAGUACCAUACUAUGUAAAAGAUGACUUUAAUGUUGAAUAUCGUGGCGAACUACGGCGAAUUGAACGCAUGGUGGAGGAAGAAUAUCUGUCUCAGCUCAGGAGCAGCUGCUGGCGAGAAAGGAGUUACAAGGAAAAUAUGUUAUGGAGAGCAAGAAAUUAUGGAGACGCUAGACUGUACCAGCAGGCCUCAGAUUUAAGGACUCCAUCUUGUGAUAGGUUACAACAGAUUUAUUCCUGAUUUAUCUUCACAGUCAACUAAAGUGUGGUUGUGGGUGCUGUUUGGGUGCAUGUGCUGUAUUUCAUGUGGUUUUGAAGACAUCUUUGUUUUUUGAUGUUUUAAAACUGUGGUUUACUGUCCUCCUGUACAUAAUUGACCUGUACUUUUGUUUUUAAAUUGUCAUGAAUUUAAAGAAAUAAAAUUUGGACUUUAGAUGUGAUUAUCUUUUGUGUUAAGUUUUUUUAAAUAGGUUUAGGGAAACAAAUUAAAAAUUUGUUCCAAGCAGAUACUACCACAGAAUGCAAAUAAAAAUUUUCUAGGUUGUAUGGAGCAAAGAGAUUUCUAUGUUUACUGCAGACUGUAUAUCUUUAUUUACUCGGGUUAUUUUUCUUCUGCAUAUGCCUGUAUAUUUAUGUGUAUGUGUGUAAGAAAGAGAUUGUGUGUUUGUGUGUGUGAGAGAGAGAUGUAAUAAGUAUGUAAAGACUGCAUGUAUUUUUCAAGUUUCCAUCAUAUUGUUUCUCACCUUGUGAGAUGUGAAGUAACAUGAACAUUUUUGUUUUUUUUUUUUUACCCUUUACAAUUCAUGUGAUUUCUAUUGAGAAAGCAGUUGUAUAUCUUGUUUUUGAAUGAUGGAUUAGACUGAAACUGAGUAACUUUGUGCAGUAAAUGCAUAAUUGAAGUGCUGUGAUCUGUUAGGUAGAAAUUUAAGUUUUGGCACAGGUGCCUAGAGUCGUGCAUAAUUAAAAAAAUAUAAUUCCAGCAUGUAAUUACAAAAGAAAAUGUUUUUGUCUCCUAAUUUAUUUCACAAUAGCUCAUCCUCAACUGAGGUAAGAGAGACUUCAGCUCUGGUGCAGAAUCUUUUAAUUCCCCACCACUAACAAAGUGCAAGUGACUAGUAAGAUAUAUACUUGAUGUCAUUCUGAGCUAAGACAUCAUUAAUUAAUCUUAAAGUUUUGUACCAGUUGCAUCUCUUUUCACUCAAUUGUUGUGCAUUAUUAAGGGCUUGAAAAUAUGUCCCUUUAUAUCUUGGACAUUGAGGAGCUGUAAUGUAUUUUGUUACCCCUUCUCCCAGAGAAAAGUCAUGGAAGUGUCUGCAGUGUAAUGCUUGAAUGCAAGAUCAUAAAUCAACUAAUGCACUUUACCUGUUAUUGAAGCAUCCAAUUUUGUUUUCCUCUUAAGUUUUAUUGAGUUUUAUUUUCAUUUGACCAGCAAAACCCUUGAAACUUUCUCUACAACUUCCGAACUAUUGUUUUUAGUUAACAGCAUAAAACCAGGUAGUUUUGAAGUUCACACCUGCCUCCAUCUCAGUCACCAAUAAAAUUUUCUUUUAAUACAUAUAGAUCCAUGACCACAGAAACCAGCUCCAGUCAUGAAGUUGUGCUUUUUUGGAACUGGAGAAAAUUCAGAUUUGUAAUGAGCAGGAAAUACUAUUUUAAUGAUAUUUUCAUUUCUCAUUUAGCUGAAUCCAGGUUGUGUAUGCUUAAAUAAAACUUAAAAUUUAGAUAAAAUUCAGGUUGCAAGCAUUUGAUCCUGUGCCUUCCACUAUCCAUUCAGGAAAGAUGAUUUUCUCCCAUCUACAAAUCUUUCAUUUAUUAUAAUUAUAUAUUCUAUAAAAAAGAUCGUACCUAUAGUGUCUUUGUCAUAGGGGUGAGGUCUCAUAAAAGUAACUGGCAUGCAUGCUAGCAAGUCCAUGUGCACUUUGCAUUCCUUCCAUGUCAGGGCCUUUCUCUAGUUAUUGCAAGUUUGCUGAAGUGUUGACAAAUUAACAAGAACAGUUUAAAAUUGUGAAUAAGAGAGGUUGCCUCUAAAGACCAUUGUUCUGCUCUUACCCCUCGAAACAGAAUUUCACCUUUUAAGAGUACAACCAGUUAUGCAAUUGGGUUUGGUGAUGUGUAUGUGUGCAGAAAAAAAAUCAUGGAAAGGGUAUUUGGUUUCUGUAUUUUACCAUGAUAAAGAGUACAGUACAUAGUAAAAUUAACUUGACUAAGUUUAUAGGCAAUUUGUGUGCUGUUUUAAAUAUCUUAAUGUGAAAAUGUGUACACGCUAUAGAAGCAGAACUUUAAAAUUUGGUUUACAUCCUUGGCAGUUAAUGAAGGUCAGCUCUCAGCUAUCAUACUCAAGUUCCAUGCCUGUCAACUAGCAUAUUGCAAUGAUGUUAACUUAAAUUUCUACCAACCAUUAGCAUCAAAUUAAAUUUUUCAAGUCGUUUAUUACCGAUACAGUAAAUAGAUGUCUAAGAUUUCGUGUAGAAUUGACUUUAUCUAGUUUUAGAUCCACAAUGACCAGAGUGGGUGUAUGUGCAUGUGCACAUUGUUUUAGUGAAUAUACUAAUAGAAAUCUGUUUGUCUAAAUUCAAUACAGCAAGGAGCAAUGCUUCAAAACAACUAUUAAAAAACCAAAAAAAAAGCAUACCUGCUGCAUUCACAUUUAAAGGGGUACACACAAAAAUCCGUGAUUCUCCUCCACAUUCCUCCAACCCACCAUUUCUCAGUGUAAACAAGUGAGAGUUAUGUCAAGUUUUUGCUGCGAAUUUGAAGUGACCAAUGUUUCACCUCCUGUUUUUUUGUCUAACACAAUUGCCUAUUAAAUAUUGUCAGAAACACUGGUCUAAAUUUACCUGUUUUUUAUACUAGAAAUUGUUUUCACAUAAGUUGGCUAGUUGAUCGAUGUAGGUAUGAACAAAUAAACAUGUUUUGGACAAGUUUGCGCUAGUUAUAUCAUUUAGUAGUAUUGUGGAAUGUUGCUUAAACAUGCAAUAAGUUUGGGUCUGCUAGUUUAGCAAAUACUCUUAAAUGGCACAUGGAAGAGUGGUCUGCUCAGACAUUUGGAGAUUGGUUUUUACAUUCAUUCCAGUAUUGUGCAUUUUUAAAAUAUUGUCCCAUCAUCAGAAUGCCUGAUUUCCAAGGAAACACUAAGAAUAUGCAUAUAGUAAGACUUAUUUCCUGAUUUACAUUUAGCUCCUUGUUGAGCAUCACCAUGGAAGGUUUCUUUGUCUUGAACAUGUAUACAAUACUUAUCAAGGAUUGCAAAGAAAGAUUCUCAAUAUUUUGUACAUUUAUUUUAUCAGUUAUAUUAAAAUUCUCCCAAAACUAGAUGAGGCAGACGAGAAAUGUCUGCCCAUAAUUUCUACCCAAGAUUAUUUUCACAUUUACAGUCAGAGCAAGCUUAUGUUUGUGAAGCUUAAUAUCAACUGAAUUUAAACAAGACUGCAUAUAGCAUGUUAUACAUGACAUAUGCUUUCAACCAGUCUUUAGGCAGAGUGCACUGUACAUUGAUAUGCUGAAAGGGGGAAAAAAAAGUUGAAUGGUUGAUUGAGGAGUGUGACUGGAUUAUCCAAAAAGAUUUUACCUUGGAAUAUGAAAAGUAAAGCAUAUGGGUCAAUGUUUACUGAAUUGCUAGAUAACAUUUGAAACUGCAACGUAAAUCAGCUGGUGUUUUAUAAUUCCACAAUGACAGCAAAUCUCCAUGUUAGAAUAAUAAUGGAAUAUUUGUAAAUGAGCACAAAUUUGCCAGCAUAAGCUGUUUAUUACUGUAGCUGUUUUUUUCGAAUCACAUUGUAGAGCAACAUUAACACAUUUCUUUUAUGAAACAAACAUUUCAUCAGCACCAUGAAAACAAAAGUGGGAGAAACUUUUGCAGUACGCUUCACGAAUGUGACGAGCAGUUGUAUGUUAUUUUGCUGUGUUCACCUGAAUAGUUUUAUACAAGUCAGCGGAGAUUAUUUUCUGCUAUUCAGGUGUUAAGGCUGUUAUGAUUAAAGAAACUGUGGGUGAAAAAGCUGUUAAUAAAUUCUCCUCUUCUGUUAUUAUCGUGUUAUUAGAGAGUCAGAAAUGUUGACAGGAGACUGCAAGUUAGCAUUGGUGUCCUAAUGAUUUUCUUGAUGAAUACAGAGACAGUAGUGAUGAUAAUGAGAGUGUAUGUGCAUGCACAUGCUAGCUUUUAGGACAGAUCUAGUCAUUUAUUUUAAGCCUUAGAAAAGUAGGACUCUGGGUCUCAUGCAUCAAAGUAAAACUCAAAAUACAAAUUUUGUGUGAAAGAUUAUUCAAAGAAAUUAAAGAAAUGUACAUA